Talaromyces marneffei is the source of this 1125-nucleotide messenger RNA. RefSeq lists its product as uncharacterized. The transcript has 2 exons. Bases 1 to 1125 code for a protein of 374 amino acids. Lineage: Eukaryota; Fungi; Ascomycota; Eurotiomycetes; Eurotiales; Trichocomaceae. The record is from RefSeq and is a predicted model, not a curated record.
AUGCCCAGACUAAUAUCCACCCUCUCCCGCGGCCUCAAACUCGUGUUCUACUCCUGGCUCAGUCUCAUCGGCAUCUGGGCCUUUCUUCCUUCUUUACGCAUCUCAUCCGAAUAUAGCAAUCAGUACAUUCAAGAUACCCUAAAAUCGGGCCAAUUGUUGCAUACGGUCUAUCCAUGGGACAAAUCCUUUGAAGUCGCCUCUGUGACCAUCGAGCCCGCUAAUGCGCUCUACCCCGGCUCUCCGCGCUCAUGGGCCAGAGUGCGCGGUAUGCCCAGUGAUUGUACACACAUGCUAGCUGGCUGGCAAAUCCUCACCGAAAAUGCGGGAGCGCUGGUUCUUGGGGUUGGUCAUGACCUCCGGACACGACUGAAUCUGACGAAUGCCGCUCUCAAAGUGCGAGAUGGCAUGCUCGGUAAUGAGGCAGUCGAAGUGGAUGAUAUGUUGAUUUCUUUGUCUGAAGAUGAUGGCAGAGAUGAGACGGUUUAUAUCAGUGAUACGGUCACCGUACAAGUCGACUCCGGUGGGAGAGAUCACAUCAUUAAUCUGCCCUGGUUCCAUACACCGGAUGCAGCAUGGUUUCAUAACCAGAUGCAUGGAUUCAAGUACGACAUGGACAUUAGAGUCGUUGCACGCCGACUUGAAGCUAACGAUAAUGCGAUUGUCGUUGAGAUUUGGAAAUCUGCGCCUAUAACGGAAUGGUUGAGACUGCGGUGGGAAAAGAAGCAACUGGCCCUAGACCCGAACUUUGGGCCGAUGACUGGACCAAAGGAUGGGAAGAAGACUGGAAAUUUUGAGAAGAAUAUUUUCCGAAGCGAGCAGUAUUAUUCAUCGGGUCUUUUGGCCAGUUUUUUCCACUUGAGUGAGCCGCCUCAUCCUUCGCAUUCGCCUGCACGGGACGUUAGAAUAACGUUCCGUAACGCCGAACUUACGUCGAGGACGUAUUGGAUAAGGUCCAUGCUUUUGGGCCUGUUGGCGCCAACUUUGAUGGUUGCGUUUUCCCUGGAGAUGAUCGCGAUCGACUCUCUGUCGGUUUUGAUGUGUACCGAGAUCUUGUCGCUGGUGGGAAAGAGGGAGAAGGCGGCGGGAAAAUGGGAUUCCUGGAGUGGUCGUCCAAGUUCUGGUUGA